Molecule: messenger RNA, 1176 nt
Organism: Cokeromyces recurvatus
Lineage: Eukaryota; Fungi; Mucoromycota; Mucoromycetes; Mucorales; Mucoraceae
Exons: 3
Coding region: 1-1176 (391 amino acids)
Source: RefSeq, a predicted model, not a curated record
AUGUUUAGGUUCCAAAUCAUUCGCAUGCUUCUCAUUAAGGCGAACUCAUAUAUCAUGUUAUUCGUCAACAUUUCCUGCAAGGCCCUAAAAGAUCAAGGUGAUGCAAAGUCACUCAAGUUUCGUGGGAUGAUCCAUACAGAUAGUGUUGGGGCCUCGAUAUUGAAACAAAAUAAGGAAACCAGCAAAGGCGGCACAAAAAACAUCAGUAAACGUUUGCAAACAGAUAAUAACGAGUUUCAAUACAUCGAUAAGUUGAACAACGAAGAGCAUCAACGUACCACCAACAAGUGCGUAUUUAUAGAUCCUGAUAGAAGGGAUAUGUUAAUUUGCAUGGGCGAGAAAUGCGAAUCAAGACAUGAUGGCUUCAUAUAUCGAUACACCAGUAAUCAAAGGGCUAAGGAGAUAAAUUCAAGGAAAUUUAGAAAAUUUCAUCAGCAAAACAAGCCCAAGAUAGUCAGUGAUUUGGAGAAGUCCUUGACUACGCAUUCCACUUCGACAGUUGAUUUCCAGAAGUACUCUAGAUAUUUAGAAGCAAGACGGGAUGCAAGUGAUCUACUUUCAAACUAUUAUCGAUGUGAUUAUCUUGGAUCACUUCCUUUCAGGAAAAUAAAGCUUCCUUCUUAUAUCAAUAGGAAACAAUCAGAUGCCCGUCUGGCAAAGACGUUAAAGCGAAAAUUUGGUGAAGACUGUGUACUUGUUUUUGGCAACUGGUCCGCCAGUAAUACAAAAUAUCACGAACCUAUCAGAGGUGUUGGUAUGAGGAGGAUGUUGAAGAAAGAAGGGCUACAAUUAUACUUGUUUGACGAAUACAAGACGUCGUCGUUCUGCCCCAAAUGUAAAAAUGGGAAGUUGAAAAAAUUUCCUUAUGUCAAGAACCUUCGACCGUAUAUACGAGGCAAGCAUCCAGUAGUUGAGUGCCACGGCCUGUUACGAUGUACAAAUCAAAAAUGUUUAGUGCCUUCUCGACUCUGGAACAGAGACUUGGCUACCGUUUUGAAUUUUAGAGAUAUUGUGUUAAGCCACAGGCAAGUCCUUGGUCGCCUCUCUAGAUUCAAAAGGGAAACAUCAAAACGUGCUUCAACAAGCACCGCCAUCUCCACUUCCAAAAAAAUCUGCUCUAUGCCUUCCGACGACGUUUCUUCUGAGGGAGGAAAUACUAAUAGAGUAAACGUAUGA